CCGUUUAGCCACCAACCUGACGAGACGGUCGAUUAUAUUUAAUUUUAAUAAAUUAACACACUUAAAGACACAGAUGAGUUCUGCAACUGACCCAAAGCAACUAGAGGAUGUACAAGGCGAUGAUCGAUGGAUUAGUCAGCAUAAAAGAUUUAUGUUAGAAGCCAAAGAGAGAGAGCCUGAAGUUGUAUUCAUAGGUGACUCACUCAUACAACACAUGCAGUUCUCUGAGAUAUGGGUGAAGAUGUUCCAACCUUUACACAGUUUAAACUUUGGUAUUGGUGGUGACCAGACACAGCAUGUUUUAUGGAGAGUGGAAAAUGGAGAAAUGGAUGAUGUCCAGCCAAAGGUCGUUGUUCUUUUGGUUGGAACAAAUAAUUAUGACCAUACAGAUAAAGAAGUGACAGAAGGUAUUCUUGCCAUUGUUAAAGCCAUACAGGAGAGACAGAGCCAAGUUCAAAUAAUUGUCUUGGGAAUUCCUCCAAGAGGUGAAAAACCCAAUCCACUCAGAGAAAAGAUUUCCAAAAUAAAUGAGGGCUUAAGUUCAAAAUUAAGCAGCACUCCAAAUAUCACAUUCCUGAAUGCUGAUUUUUCUGCGUUUAUUAAUUCGGAAGGGCUGAUAGAUUCAAAAGAUAUGUACGAUUACCUGCAUUUUACGAACGAAGGAUACAGAAAGUUUUGUGAGCCACUGGUAGAAGAAGUACAGAGCUUGCUUCAGACAUUUUUGAAGGUUGAAAACACUUCCAUGCACUCGUCUUCGACAGCGGAUUUGCUAUGUAACGAUACAACGUAAUAAGAACAUCCUACAGAUCGUCCAGAUCUUUAUGGCAGGGGCAAGGGUCACAUUUUUUUUUUGUUCUUUGUAUGCAUUUGUUGUAUAAAGCAGCCAACAUGCCUUAUCCCUAGCUAGCAUCUUGAAAUAUAAAAUGCUUUUUUCAGGGAAAUCCAUUCAAAUGAUGUAUAGCCCAGUGCUUUAAAAGUUUUAAUGUCAAGACAAGGUAACAGAACUUUCCUGUCAUUUUAUCAUUAAGAUAUCUUAUUUUGUGCUCAUUACACCUAAUGGAAUUUUAUGCUUUAGAAUUAAAAUGCACAAUAUGAAGCUGUUUUUGAUGUUUUUGGUUUUGUUAGUACAUUUUAAACAUGUUAAAACAGUAACAUAUUUGGAAAUCUCUUUAAAAAAUGCGAAAAAGAGUUAUUACAUGUAUUUACACCAUAUUUGAAAAUCCAUUGAAAGUUUUUUUGAUUUUUGUAUAAACACCAACUUUUUAAAUUGUACUUUUAAUGAGAGGUUCUUAUGAUAAGAUUGAAUGAAAAACAGUUAUAAAUGCAUGUGUUCUGUUUAAGAUGAGCUCAAUGGACAUUGGCAUGGUAUUUGAUAAGUGCUGUAAUAAAAGGGAAAAAAAUUGCAACAUUAACUGAAAACAACUAUCAUGGUGAUAGUUUUUUUAUUUGACAUGCAACAAUUUUUCCAUUUCUUGGAUUGAUUGCCAAAAUGCAUUUAUGAUAAAAAUACAUGUUAAGAAAGUUGUUUUGGAUGACAUUGAUAAUCUGUUAUUACAUGUACAUAUUGUAGCACAAAGUCACAGAUUCUAUUUCAUGUUUAAUAAGAAAAAAGAAACAGUGUUUUCUAAAAUAUCAUGAACAAUGAUAGACCUUUUAAAAAUAUUAUUCUGAAGGUUAUGGUGUAAAAAUUGCAAAAAUGGUAUAAUUAUUACAAUUAAAAAACAACAACUAUAAAAAAGAGUAUAGUAUCAUGACAGUGCUAAUUGUAUUCAUUUUAAUUUUUUUGCAAUAUUUUAUAAUUAGAAAAUGGGGAUAUGGCGAUGAAACAAAUUUCUAAAAAGAUACACUGAGAAAUGAAUGAAGUUUUACUGUGGUUCUUUCUUGUGAAAUCUAUCUGCAUGUCAUAAAUAACAAGGAUUGUAAGUAAAUUAAUUUUUUGUUCACUAAACAUAAAGUUAAAUUUAUGGUUAAGAAACCAUGUUGUUGUGAUUUAAUUUGACUUUGUUCUCAACAUCAUGAAAAUGUAAAUCGUUAAUUUGGAUUAUGUAUACGAUGAUUAUGAUUUUUCAUGUUUUAAAAUCAUAUCUAUAAUUAGUCAUUUUUUUAUCACUUAAUAACUUGAACUGAUAGCAUAUUAUUUUUUUUUUAUUAUGGUGCAAUAUACAUUGGGGGAAUGAUUUAUCUGUUUUUUAUUCCUGGUUUUAACAGGAUUAUAAGAGCUAAUUUUUUUUCCAUUUGUUAAUUUAGAGAGAAAAAAUCCAUUAAUUUUGUUAAACUGGAUGUAUAAAACCAGAAACUUUAAGAAAUCUUAUGCUAACAUAACCUGAAAGUCAACUAUAACAUGAAGUCGAUGGUAGCAGGCCUAUGGGAAUUGCCUCUUCAACACUAUGGUAUUGAAUAGUAUUGAAUUGGUUUUUUUUAGAUCACAAGCGUUUGAAUAUCAUUGUAAAUUGGUAAAUUAUGUAUGUUUAAAUUUUGAAGGUAAUUUUUUUAAUACAAGUUUUUCAGUUUGGAUAACAAUUGUAUACAAUUUAAUUUUUUUCGUUAUUGAUGGAAUUGGUUAUGUUGACAUGGUGGAUGCAUAUUUUAAAAUUUUUUUUUAAAGUUGUUUAUAAAGUCUGAGAUUAAUCUGAUGUCUGACAGUCUGUUUUCGGACCUGCUGGACACAGGGAUGUCAGAAUCUAGUCCAUGUAGAUAACAUGGAAAUUACCAUGCCAGACCUAGGACAACAAGUUUUGUCUUCAGUUGUAAAAGAUCCAUUAUCAAGCUGAUAAACCAUAUAUCAUUCAUUUCUUUAUUCCUUUUUCUCAACAAAUAUUUAACUUUCAUUCAAAGACAACCAUCCAAUAGCCCCAAAAAAAGUCUUAUUUCCUUAAACCCAACUUUAGGUUACUUUCAGAUUGAACCAUGUCCAGUCGUGGCAUGAGUUCAAUAUUUUAUGUCUUGUGUAUAUAAUUGAGGAAAAUAAAUCUUUCAUAUGUGCUACAGGGAGGUGAAUAAAAGAUCAAUAUUCAUGGUACAAAUGAUGUAGGGUUUGUAUGCUUGACAAUGGACCAACAAGGAUUUUUGGAUAGAAACUACCUUAAGUUUGAUUUGACAGUUUUAUUAUUUUGUAUAUAUGAACUAAAGCAAGUCCACAGAACAAUCUAUCUGUUAUCAAAGCAUUCUCACCCGAAGUUGUUUAUAGUGUUCAAAACAAGUUUCUUUCGGUUUUGACAUAUUCGUAAAGAGAUAGUGUAUUUGCAACUUAAACACAACAAACUUUGGUAAUUUGCUCUACUGCAAGGAUUUGUUAUAUUCUAGCUUGUAUAUACAGCAAGGAACUAUAGUGAUGUAUAAUUAUUUUCACAUAUGUUUAUUAUUGCAUGAAUAUAAAUUUCUUGAGGAUCAAAAGAUGUAUACUUAUAUGUAAAAUUUGCAAUACAAACAAUUAUAUAAAAAACAUCUAUCUAAAAAAGAGAUGUCUUUUAUGAAACUUUGUAUGUUUGCAACUACUUGCAAGGUCUUGAAAUUGACACUUGAAAAUGGGAGGUAACCUUUUUUGAAAUUUAUGUAAUUUAAGUUUUAUGUAGAAGACAAAAGUUGCACUUUUUGUGAAGAUAGAGUGGUGAUAAAGGUACAUACUGAAUAUUUUCAUCAGGUCACAAUCCCAAAAAAUGUUUUAUAUUUUCAUUCAGGAAACCAUGUUAAAAGAAAAGUUUGAUUUUAAAGUUAGUUAUAUAUAGCCUUUUAUUUACAAUAUGCAUUAAAAAUUUUACUAGAAAAAUGACAUUUAUGAAGAAUACAGAAACAGAAAUACUUAAAAACUUGCAUCUUAAAUACUUUCACAAUGCUGAUAUGUAGUUUUUACUUAAACCAUUUUAGUUGAUAAGGUAUCUUACAAAUCAGCAUAUCUUGAUGCCAGAAGGCUUUUUUGAAUUUGAUGAUAAAAAUAUAUCUUUCUUGGCAGAUGAAAAAAUAAAUAUGAACAAAAAGGAGAUUUGCCAUACUAAUAAUUUUUUAAGUCAAUGAAAGAUCAAAGUUUCUGUGCAAAAAGUGAGAAAAGACACUCUGUUUUGUCUUUUAAUCAGUUCAAAUUUAUUUUUGUUGGUAACCUAAUGAAUAGCUAUAACAUAUCUGUGAUAUAGUAUGAAAGAAAUUUUCAGGAGUAUUUUACAUUCUUUGAUAUUUUUAAAGGUUAACACAACUAUCUAAUUUACCUUAGACUGCAGGUUAGCUGGACUUUGUUCAUUUACCUGUCUACUUUUGAAAACCUACUCAAAGUUAACAGAUUUUGAAAUAAAGUACUGAAUACAAAAAUUUUCCAAAGUAUUAUAUGUUUGAUAAAUUCUUAUAAUGAAAAAAUUGGCAUGCCUACACCAUUGGAUGGUCACAGAUGACCAUCUAGUAGAAUACACAAACUGAUGAAAAUGACACAAUCUGCUUAAAAUAAAGUUAUCAGACUUAAAAUCAUUCCAAUAGUUAAGAGUAAGUCAUAACUAGAGAUGUUAAUUUGUUGAUAAAGAUAUUGUUAAUUGUUAAUUUUUAAUUGCUGUUUUUUUUUCAAAUCUUCAGUUAUAGUUAAAAUUUAUUUCCGGUUUUGACAGAAAUAGUUUGGUAAUGAAAUAAUUUGUCUCCAGUAAUUAUUUAUUUGUUGCCUUUUUAAAUGUGGUAUGAUACUGAUAUUAACUAUAUUGAACACUUAUUACAAUGUAUGGACCUCAUAAACAAUAUUUAUGAUGAUAUUCAUAUCAAUGAAAGUCUAUAUCACAUCCUAAUAUAAAUAACUUCAAAUAUGAUCAGGUAUGAUCAUGUCCCGAUCAGUUGUGUUUUGUGAAAGUCAAUGGAGACAAUAUGAUUUUUUUUUUUAUCUUACCCCAUAUCAAUCCUCAGGCUGAUGGACAUCUUAUGUUGUUAAGGGCAUGUAUAUAGAAGGGUUUUAUAUCAUAUUCUUAAUUUAUUAUCCUAGUAUGACAUAUUACAGCCUAAACUUACAUUGAUAAAAUUUGACAAGACCUAGGUUGUACAUUUUGAAUGACACCGUAUAAUUUUAAAUUUAAUUAUGCUUCAUUUGAAUUGAUAAUAUCACUAUUUCAAGGUUGAAUAAUUUUAAUUCUCUUUUUUUGUAAAUAUUAAUUUAUGAAGUGUAACUAACCAAACUGAAAAUUACAAGAACAUCUGAAUAUAUUUACUAGGAAGAUAAAUAUAAAAAUCUAUAAACAUUUUUUUUUGUUUUUGUUUUUUUUACAAUUUUGAUUAAAGAGAAUUAAAUAUUUGAGUCAUUCUUGAGUGAACUCUUUAUCAAGAAACCAAAUUUUUGGAAAAACCACUUCUUAAAGUCAUACCUCUUCUAAAGUCAUAUUGGAUAAAUCUUUUAAAGGGAAUAGUGGUCUUGAAACCCACAGUUCAGUGGCGGGUAUGGUCUCAGUACACAAAGUUUGCUGUACUUUUGAAUUUAAGUUAAAAGCAAUUUAGGGCUAUGUUUUGUAGUUGCUAGAGAUAUGGAGUACCCAAUGUUUAUAUAUCAUUUGGGUUAUAUAAAGCAAAUUUUUGAGGAGAAUAAAAUGAAAACUUAUCAAUAGAAAUAUUACAUUUUUGUGUAUGUUGUUAGGAAAAAUUAUGAGAACUUUUCUUAUCAACUUUAUUAUCACAAAAUAAAUAAAUGUACAGAUCUAUUGUUCACGCUGAUAAAAACAUUCUGUCAUAUGAUACCUAAGCUAGCUGAAUCACAAAUUCAUUGAUUUCUUUUGGCUGAAUCACAUAAAGAUUCAUUGAUGUCUUCUGGCCAAAUCACAGAUUUAUUGAUGUCUUUAUGAAUCAAUCUAUGAUUUGGAUGUAUUUCUUAAGUACUAAAUAAGGUGGUUAAAGGUAGUUUUAUUUGUAUUUGUAGGGAAUACAUAUAUUCAUGCAUAAGUAUAAAUGUUUAAAAUUAAAAAAAAUAAAAGAUAAUAUCAGCUUAUGAAAAAAGCUAAAUUUCCAAGAUGGCAACCUCACAGAGAUUAGGUUAAAUGCCUAGCCAAAGUUAAAUAUUUAGUGUAUUUACCUUAAAUUGUCUGCAGUGGUGUCUUUUAAGACAAAUUGAAUUUUGUAAUAUUUUAUUUAUAGAUAAACUUGAAAACUAAGUAUAAAUUUCAGUAUUGUUAGUAUAAUAGAAAUAAAGACAAUAUAAUGUUAAAAACUUUGGAUUUGAUGGUUAAUGGUUUUUGGUUUUUAUAAUGAUGAACUUUUUUUCAGAUAAAUUUUAGUUUUCAAUUAAUUUGAUAAUUUUGCAGAAAAAAGAUGUACAUGUAUAUAAUAUUUUUUUUAGUAGAUUUUAAUACUAGUUUAAAAUAUAAACUAAUCUGUGCAAGUGCGGGUAUUAAUUGAGGAUUAGAUAAAUAUGAAUAAGCAUAGAGUACUACAACAUCAUCUAUCUAUAUAUUAAUGUGCAAUCAAAGAUCAAAGGUUGAUAAAUGAUUGACAUUAUAUUAUAUUUAAAACAAUGAUGCAAUUAUGAGCUCUUAAAUCAACUGACUUUUUCAUAUUUUCUAAAGUAACUAGGCUGAAAGUAAUCCUUGUAGACAUCUCUAGUCCACUUAUGCUCUUAAUUUUUUUAAAGUGCUGGUGUUCUAUGUUCAAUAUACAGCACAUACAAUAUGAUUGAUUAAAAAUCACUUUUGCUACUGUAGAUUAUUAGAUUGAUAUUCUACCAAACAGGAUGCAUAUGAUUGCUGUUAAUUAAAGGUGAUAACACUCUGGAUUACUACGUUAUAUACCCUAUCAUUUACUAUCUAUGAAAUAUUCAGAGAAUUAUUUUAGAUUUAAAUCAACUGCAAACACCAGCAAUCACCGUAAAAAAAUCACAACCAAUAGUGAUUUUCAACUAAAUCACCUUGUGUGUACUGUAUGAAAUAUUUUUAUUAUGAAAAUUGUAAAAUUAAAAUCAAUAUUGCUAAGGUAUUUUUUUCACAAUGAUAGAAUAAAAAUAGAAAUAACCAUUUGCAUUUAAAUGGACAAACACCUAAAUGGUUUCCGACAUAAGUUCAUAUUUUUCUUAAUACUCAUUUUGAUUUCAUAACCUCAGAUGUUAAGUAAUAAGGGUUCUAUACAAUUAUUUUUUCCAAAUUUACACUUGUAAUAUCAUUUAUAUUUUUUGUGAAGCAGUGCUUCAACAAGAUGUUGACAAUAUUUGGUGCAUUUAUUUUUCACAGCAAAAACAGAUCUCACAUGUGCAAUAUAAAUUUAUGUAUAAUGUUACAUUGUUUGCAUGUAUAUUUCUUUUAUGAACAAUGUAAUAUGUGUAGCUAAUACAAAUAUCAUUUAAAG
This is a messenger RNA of Mytilus californianus (California mussel), 7284 nucleotides long. RefSeq names its product platelet-activating factor acetylhydrolase IB subunit alpha2-like. The record is from RefSeq and is a predicted model, not a curated record. NCBI's taxonomy places the organism in Eukaryota, Metazoa, Mollusca, Bivalvia, Mytilida, Mytilidae. Bases 74 to 790 code for a protein of 238 amino acids. The transcript is spliced from 5 exons.